UAAUUACAAGCGAAAGAUAUUGAUAUCUGUAUUCUGUACAAAUACGGAGUUCUCUCACACUUGUGCUAGUGUAUAUGAAGAUAAUAAACAUGCAAGGAAUACAGUUGAUUAUGUUCUGUACGAUUCCAAUUUUAUUGGCAAUGUGUUUCACUGCAUCUGCCGGUCCUUUAGGAACAAAAACAGGACGAAGCAAGGCGAACACAUACCUUAUUAAUAAGUGGAAAAUUUGGUUUGACUUAAAUGACGUGAAUGAUGAUGGAAUUCUUUCAUUAGAUGACACCAAAAUCUUCGAACGAAAAUUCCACGAGGGUCUUGAUGAUUUGAACAAUGGUUAUCUUAUGCUUGAUAACAAAACGGAAAUUGCCGAAGAUGACUUUAUAGAAAUACUUAAGGUAAGAUAUGAAUCCGACAAAGCUGAGUUCACAGAGAUGAUAUAUGAGCUUGAAUUGGAAUUGUCUCGUGCACUGGACUUAGACGGGGACAACUUCGUUUCAAAGGAUGAACUUGUAGAUAACAUGGUUUCAGCAGGUCACAAAAACAGAAAAGAGGACGAGAGUUUUUUCUUCGCCUUUCCAGAUAUAAACGAACGUGUUCCUGUGGAAGUGAUGGCUACUUGUUUCGUACGCUUUCUUACUGAAGAUGAUAAGACUAAACCUGACGUCCUCAAACUACUUUUUGAUUCUGUUUAAGUGUUGUUUUAAAGUUAAGUUUGCUUUUCCAACUUAGUGUCACUUAGACGAUUUUAUGUUCCUUAUGAAAUAUUACUGAAAUAUUACUGCUCAGUCAUAAAAGAACAAAAACAUAUUUUUUUUUAAAAUUAUGUCAUUGUUUAAUAUCUAAAUUACUAAGUAAUUCAGAAAUAAUUUUAAUUUAUUGAAAUGUGUAACUUAACGUCUGUUUAAUAAUUAAAGACUACUGGAACUCCAUAUCGGCGUCAAUCUAUUUUAUG
Messenger RNA from Ruditapes philippinarum (Manila clam), 949 nucleotides. Its product is annotated as sarcoplasmic calcium-binding protein-like. Gene Ontology annotation, molecular function: calcium ion binding. Lineage: Eukaryota; Metazoa; Mollusca; Bivalvia; Venerida; Veneridae. The record is from RefSeq and is a predicted model, not a curated record. The transcript has 4 exons. Bases 75 to 689 code for a protein of 204 amino acids.